AUACAAUUUCAAUCAUUAAGUAACGCACAAAAAAGAGUAGAAAUUUACUUACUCAAAUUUCAGAAUUCGUUUAUACUGUUAACACGUACCAUGGAGUACUAUCACCAUUCAAUUAACAAAAUGGCCAUGUUUAUGGUUAUUCUAGCGCUAGCCAUAGAUGUGACUAUGGUAUUAGGCCAAGGAACCCGUGUUGGAUUUUAUUCCAGUACGUGCCCAAGGGCCGAAUCCAUAGUUCAAUCAACGGUGAGGGCUCAUUUUCAGUCUGAUCCAACGGUGGCACCAGGAAUCCUGAGAAUGCACUUCCAUGAUUGUUUUGUACUUGGUUGUGAUGGUUCUAUCCUCAUUGAUGGUUCAGACGCUGAGAGAACUGCUAUCCCAAAUAGAAAUUUGAAAGGAUUCGACGUUAUUGAGGAUGCUAAGAAGCAAAUUGAAGCUAUCUGUCCUGGAGUUGUUUCCUGUGCUGAUAUUCUUGCUCUUGCUGCUCGUGAUUCCGUUGUUGCGACUAGGGGACUGACAUGGUCUGUGCCUACGGGACGUAGAGAUGGGCGAGUUUCGAGAGCAGCUGAUGCGGGUGACCUGCCAGCCUUUUUUGAUUCUGUGGAUAUUCAAAAGCGAAAGUUUCUUACAAAGGGUCUCAACACUCAAGAUCUUGUUGCCCUUACUGGUGCACACACUAUUGGAACCGCAGGUUGCGCAGUCAUCAGAGACAGGCUAUUCAAUUUCAACUCCACUGGUGGCCCUGACCCUUCAAUAGAUGCAACCUUUCUUCCUCAGCUUCGAGCAUUAUGUCCACAAAAUGGGGAUGCCGCAAGGCGUGUGGGACUAGACACUGGAAGCGUAAACAAUUUCGACACUUCGUAUUUCUCGAACCUGAGGAAUGGUCGUGGAGUUCUGGAAUCAGACCAGAAGCUGUGGACCGAUGCUUCUACACAGGUGUUUGUCCAAAGGUUUUUAGGUAUUAGGGGAUUGCUUGGAUUGACAUUCGGUGUGGAGUUUGGCAGGUCCAUGGUUAAAAUGAGCAAUAUUGAAGUUAAGACUGGCACUAAUGGUGAAAUUCGUAAAGUUUGCUCUGCUAUAAACUAAUGUAGAUAUUGUACUCUUUUAUGUACUUACUAUUCUUGUACUUAGUUCUUUUUCAGUCAGCGCAAGCUGCAAAAUCGAAUUGUGUGGUACCCAAUAUCAGUAAUAAAAACAUUUACAGAGUGAAGUUGCUGUUGCUCA
Molecule: messenger RNA, 1221 nt
Organism: Nicotiana attenuata
Lineage: Eukaryota; Viridiplantae; Streptophyta; Magnoliopsida; Solanales; Solanaceae
Product: peroxidase N1
Exons: 3
Coding region: 91-1083 (330 amino acids)
Biological process (GO): response to oxidative stress; hydrogen peroxide catabolic process
Cellular component (GO): plasmodesma; plant-type cell wall
Molecular function (GO): peroxidase activity; heme binding
Source: RefSeq, a predicted model, not a curated record